UCAGUCUUAAUUUAUAUGAAUUGAUUAAAAAGAACAACUACAAUGGUUUUAGUAUGAGUUUAAUACGUCGUUUUUGUAAUUCUAUAGUAAAAUGUUUACGUUUAUUAUACAAAGAGAAUAUCAUCCACUGUGAUCUCAAGCCAGAAAAUAUUUUAUUAAAGCAACGUGGCAGUAGUUCGAUUAAGGUCAUUGAUUUUGGCAGCUCUUGUUAUGUAAAUCGUAAAAUUUACACAUAUAUACAGUCGAGAUUUUAUCGUUCGCCGGAAGUUAUAUUGGGACUACAGUAUGGUACCGCCAUUGAUAUGUGGAGUUUAGGUAAGAAUUAGAAGAAUUUCAAAGAUAUUUAUG
Messenger RNA from Lucilia cuprina (Australian sheep blowfly), 348 nucleotides. Its product is annotated as dual specificity tyrosine-phosphorylation-regulated kinase 2-like. Gene Ontology annotation, cellular component: nucleus. The transcript has 2 exons. Gene Ontology annotation, molecular function: ATP binding; protein serine/threonine kinase activity. The coding region runs from base 54 to 326 and encodes 90 amino acids. Gene Ontology annotation, biological process: peptidyl-serine phosphorylation; peptidyl-threonine phosphorylation. NCBI's taxonomy places the organism in Eukaryota, Metazoa, Arthropoda, Insecta, Diptera, Calliphoridae. The record is from RefSeq and is a predicted model, not a curated record.